AUGGAGCGCCCCGGCGCGCGCUGCAAGCCUGACUCCUACACCUACACAGUGCUCAUUUCCUGGUACUGCCGGAUCGGGGCGGGGACCGGGUGCCGGAAGGCCGCCAGGAGAAGGAUCUACGAGGCCGGCAGGCUGUUCCGGAGGAUGGGGGAGAAGGGGCUGGAGCCUGACGUUGUGGCCUACAACUGCUAUAUCAAUGUUCCUAUGCAUGUUGUUGUAACCCUGGUUAUGCUGCUUUCAGAAGAUGGUGGGAAAAUUGAACAAGAAAACCAUGGAGAUGCAAAUCCAUUACCAUCCCAAGAGUUGGGCAAAAUAGUUAAUGGGACUAAAAAGGUUCCUGCUACAUUAGAUGACUAUAGAAAGCUUGUAGUUCCAGUAAUUGAGGAGUAUUAUAGUACAGGAGAUGUGGAACUGGCAGUUUCUGAGCUAAGGAGUCUUGGAUCCGAUCAGUUUCACAAUUACUUUGUGAAAAAGCUCAUAUCCAUGGCAAUGGACCGCCAUGAUAAAGAAAAAGAAAUGUCAUCAAUUCUGAUGUCUGCCUUGUAUGCUGAUCUAUUGGACUCCUCCAAGAUGAGUGAAGGUUUUAUGAUGCUUCUAGAGUCAACAGAAGAUCUAUCUGUGGAUAUACCAGACGCUGUUGAUGUCUUGGCUGUUUUUGUGGCACGUGCCAUUGUUGAUGAAAUAUUGCCUCCCGUUUUUCUCACUCGGGCCAGAGCAUUGCUUCCAGAAUCUUCAAAAGGUAUUGAAGUUCUGCAGGUUGCUGAGAAGAGUUACUUGUCAGCUCCUCACCAUGCGGAGUUAGUUGAACGCAUGUGGGGCGGGAGCACACACUUUACUGUAGAAGAGGUGAAAAAGAGGAUCCAGGAUAUUCUGAGAGAGUACAUUGAGAGUGGUGAUACAGAUGAAGCCUUUAGGUGCAUAAGGGAGCUGGGCCUUCCAUUCUUCCAUCACGAGGUUGUGAAACGUGCUCUCAUCCUUGGUAUGGAGAAUCUAUCGUCGCAACCAUUAAUCCUGAAGUUGUUGAAGGAAUCAACGACGGGUUGUUUGAUCAGUUCUAAUCAAGUGUCGAAGGGUUUUUCUAGGGCUGCUGAGAGUGUUGAUGACCUGAGCCUUGAUGUUCCUUCAGCCAAAACGCUUUUUGACAAGCUGCUUUCAGCAGCCAUAUCUGAAGGGUGGCUUGAUGCUUCAUUCUGUAAAUCUGCUGCACCUGAUGAAGAUAUGUGGAAUGCAAGCAGUGAAAAGGUCAAGCGUUUCAAAGAAGAAUCUGAUCACAUAAUUCAGGAGUAUUUCCUCUCCGAUGACGUCCCAGAACUUAUUAGAAGCCUUCAAGAGCUUUCUGCCCCUGAAUACAACGCCAUGUUCCUCAAGAAGCUCAUCACUCUUGCUAUGGACAGGAAGAACAGGGAGAAGGAGAUGGCUUCUGUACUUCUUUCUUCGCUCAGCUUGGAACUAUUUUCCACAGGUGAUAUCAUGAAGGGAUUCAUAAUGCUUCUGCAGUCAGCAGAAGACACUGCCCUUGACAUUGUGGGUGCU
Messenger RNA from Hordeum vulgare subsp. vulgare (domesticated barley), 1533 nucleotides. Its product is annotated as MA3 DOMAIN-CONTAINING TRANSLATION REGULATORY FACTOR 1-like. Gene Ontology annotation, molecular function: protein binding. The annotation marks the transcript as partial. NCBI's taxonomy places the organism in Eukaryota, Viridiplantae, Streptophyta, Magnoliopsida, Poales, Poaceae. Gene Ontology annotation, biological process: negative regulation of DNA-templated transcription. The record is from RefSeq and is a predicted model, not a curated record. The transcript has 3 exons.